AUGAGUGACAAAACUCAUUCGAAAGAUAUAACAUUACAGACACCAGGAAAAAAUGUUCAACAUGGCGAAGUUGAAUUACCUUCGUCAAUACAAGUGGUAGUACCUGAACAAUUGCAGGGACAAGAGAAUAAAAUUAAAAAAAAAUGUCGUGGUAACCGAAAAAGACAACGUUAUCGACGGCAACUGUAUAAUAAAGGUUUAGAUCCAGCUGAGGUGGCAAAGUUAGUUGAGGAAAAAUUUCCUUCUGAAAUACAACAACACCAACAAGAAAAUAAAAAGACACUCGAAGAACAUGAUCUAAAAAAUAUUGAAGUCUCUAUCUCAUCAAACCAAACUGCAAAGUCACAAAGAAACAACGUUAAUAAUAAUGCUGCUAUAGAAAUGGGGACAAAACGAAAGAGAAUUUUGUUAACACCAACACCAACAACAGAAACAAUAUCCAUACUUGAUAAACCAUUAAGUCAAUUAUCAAUAUCACAAGGUGGUGCUAAAAGGACUAAAACAACUACAGCAGCUGAAACAACAUCGAUACCUGAUAAAUCUUUUAGUCAAUUAUCCAUAUCACACGAAGAUGUUAAGAACACUAAAGUAACAACCGCAGAUAAUCAAGUCCACAAGGAACAUAACAAGUCAUCACAGAAUUAUUUAGAAAAUUUUAAGCCACGUUAUUUAAAAGUAUCUGAUCGAAUAUUUAAACAAAUGUUAUCCGAUGUUAUUGAAAAUGGUUCCAAAUUAAUUGAAUCUUUAAAUACUUCUGAAAAACUUCAUGCUGUUCGUGAAAUAACUGAAGUAACAAAUAAUUUAUAUUUUAAAGAUUUUCAAGAAAAACUAUGGCAAGAAUAUUAUAAAAUAAGUUCUCAAGACAAUAAUUGGGAAUCCAAAAUAACUAAACACUUUGCUCGUCAACACAAUACAUGUCAAAUGUAUAGACCAAAAAUAUCUUAUAUUCAAGAACGUCUAGCAACACUUUCGAAACAAAAAGAACGAAUAGCAAAACAGUUAGAUGAAUAUUUAAAAAAACUAUUGCAUGAUGUACAAGAAUGGCAGCCAUCCAUUGAUGGAAAUUUAUUAUCACAUACCAUUAAUGAAUGUAUUCUACAUAGUUAA
This is a messenger RNA of Rotaria sp. Silwood1, 1107 nucleotides long. Lineage: Eukaryota; Metazoa; Rotifera; Eurotatoria; Philodinida; Philodinidae. The record is from the annotation of a GenBank genome assembly.